AUGAAUUUGAUAAGUGUUUUUUUAAUUUUGAAUAAGGUAUUUAUCAUGGGUCCACGUGUACGUCGUAAUGUCAAAACCGCUACAAGCCCUUCAUGUCAAACUGAAGGGCAAUAUUUUGUUGUUACUUGGACAGAAUCCAAGCAAAUGGAAACUAUACCUUCUGCUUAUUUGAGAAAUACAACGGGUACAAUAUCGUUAUAUAAUGAGUAUUUUUUUCAAAUUGGAAAUGAUCGUGAAAAUAAAAAAAAAGGAAAAGUAAUGUUAAAAGUACCACCAACAAAAGCAAAUAAAACAACAGACCAAGCACAGGUCUCUGCGACAUUACCAAAAGGAACACAACCAUCACCGCCGGCAAUUACUACACAAGCACUGUUGGUCGAUCAAACUGACGAUAAUGAAAAAGAAAAUGAGAAUAAUAAAACAAUUAUAAUUGAAAAUAUUCUAUCAACAGUAACAGAAGACCACCUUUAUGAUUUUUUCGUCGAUACAGGCGAUAUAAAGCACAAUAAUACAACUGGUGCUGCAGUAAUGGAGUUUGUUCAGGGAAAAUUUUGUACUAUUACGUUUGAAGAUCAUAAAGCAGCUGAAAGAGCUGUCGUUUUAUACGAUAGUACUCCAUUGCUAAGUGUUACAAAUCCGUUAGCAAAUGUUUCCACUGGUAUAACUUCAACAAUUGGUUGUAUUCCAAUGUGCACAAAUGUAUCUUGUGCAGCUGAAAGGACUCAUUUAAAAGCUGAAAUUGCCCGCCUUACAGUUAAGCUCAAACAUACGCAGAAUACGUAUAUUGGUUAG
Didymodactylos carnosus is the source of this 792-nucleotide messenger RNA. The record is from the annotation of a GenBank genome assembly. Lineage: Eukaryota; Metazoa; Rotifera; Eurotatoria; Philodinida; Philodinidae.